AUGCUCCUCAUUCAUCAGACGGGCUCGGUCAAGGUUGGUGAGGUUGUAAGAUAUACCUUGACAUACACCCCCAGCCUUGACCGCAUCCUUCCGCCCCCAUCGCAGCUGUAUGUCAAGAUCAAGAACACUGCCGCCAUUCCGCUGAGGGCCGCUUACCUCCAUGGUCCUUAUACACUCUAUGUAGCUUGCUACCCUUCAACAUAUCAUCCGUACAAGAAGCAUGAAAGGGUCAAGGAAGAAGGCUCUCCAGAAUUCGAGCCCCAACUCAAAGCCGGAGGCUCCUGGUCGGCUCAACUGACCGUUCCUGAAGAAGUAAGACAAGAUGCUCAUAACACUACCGGCGCCAGACAAGACAAUGGGAAGCCUGAUAGGAAGUCCUUCACCUGGGUAAUUGAAGUGGCAUCUCAGGUCAUUUUCUCUACCAGUGCUGCCGUCCACUACGAGCUGCUGGUUGGCCGAGACGAAAAAUCGGUGGACCUAGGCUUCCAUGGAGUCAUCGGGUCAGGACAUGGUGCUCCGGCCAAGCUAGAGGACCAUCAACAUAGCCGCGUAAAGGCCACAGGUCAACCAAGAGGGGUCUUUUCCAAGGCCAUCCGACUCUUUAUCGAUGAUACCGAUUCGCUAUGGAGUACGCCUCCCUUUCCGGAGUGGGAGAAAGAUGGUGAUGUAAAUGUGCAAGAGGGUCCUCAACAUGGCGACAAGCGUGACGCCGAGGAGAAAGAUGACAGGAAACAGCGCAAACAGAAAAAGAUACAUCUCGUUCUGCUUACUCACGGUCUCCAUAGCAAUUUGGGUGCCGAUAUGCUCUAUCUGAAAGAGAGCAUUGACACAGCUGCCAAGGAGGCACAAGAAGCGUCCAGGAAGAGAAGAGCUGAUAUUCGUUUGCGACGCAUUGCCGAGUCCAACCAGUUCGCCCGGGACGCUGUUGAUCACAGGUCCAAGUCAAAUCCUGAGGUAUCAGCCACAAAACACGAGGAAGACGAAGAAGACGAAGAAGAGCAGGUUAUUGUUCGAGGUUUUAAUGGAAAUGCCGUGAAGACGGAACGUGGUAUCCAAUACCUCGGGAAACGUUUCGCUAAAUACGUCCUUUCCCUCACGUAUCCAGAUCAACCAUACCUACCCGUCAAAAGCUCGAUAUCAAAGACCAUCUCAAAGACUUUGACGGGCUCCAAACCAUCCUCUGUGGAUGGCAAUCGGCCGACACACAAACACAGCAGCAUCGUCAAAGAUGAAAAUCACAAGGACCAAAAGUUGCCUUACAAGAUUACAAGCAUUUCCUUCAUCAGUCACUCCCUCGGCGGCUUGAUUCAGACUUAUGCUAUCGCCUACAUUCAGAAACAUUCUCCGGAAUUCUUCGACCUAAUCAAACCCGUCAACUUCGUUGCCCUAGCGUCUCCGUUUCUUGGUCUCAGUAAUGAAAAUCCCAUGUAUGUCAAAUUUGCGUUGGACUUUGGGCUUGUUGGGCGAACUGGUCAGGAUCUUGGUCUGACAUGGCGUGCACCUACACUUGCAAAGAGUGGAUGGGGCGCUGUGAUUGGUGGCCUUACCACUGAGUCGCAAAAGGCUGAGAAGGAGCCGGACCCGGGUGCAAAACCUCUGCUCCGAAUCCUUCCCACGGGGCCGGCGCACGUUGCUUUGAAAAAGUUUCGAAAUCGUACUGUUUACUCAAAUGUCGUCAACGAUGGGAUCGUUCCAUUACGCACAUCAUGUCUUCUAUUCCUUGACUACAGGGGUCUCGGCCGUGUUGACAAGGCGCGCAGAGAAAACGGGCUUGUCGGGACCAUGGUGGGCUGGGGGUGGGCUGAAAUGACAGGUCAAAAUGCGAGUUCUUCAAGAAAGCCUCUUACCUGGAAUGACCUGUUUGGCGAUAGUGGUGACGAAGGCAACCGACCUGGCAAAACUUCUCCCGAUCCUGAGGCUGCUGUUCCGCAGGCAGAUGCAAGUCAGGGUUUUGAUUACGACCAAAGGUUUGAGCCAAGGGAAAGUCAAUUUCUUGAUAAACCGUCGUCACCAAUUGGCGAUGCUGAGGAUUCACCAACUGGUUCUGGCCCUAAUCUUUGGUCUGGGCUCAUGAAUCUAUUCAAACCACAAGCCGGUAAACAGGCGCCCCCAAAAAGUCCACGGAAAAUCCAAAAGAUCUAUCGCCGCGGGCAGACAAUGCAUCACAGCCAUCACCACGAUUCAGAACCUGAAAGCUCACGUGGCAAUUCACAAGAUAGUGGUAGCACCGAUGAACAGGGUGAUCGACCGAAAGGUCUCGUCCGCGGCUCCUCCCUCUAUACCAACAAUUCCGAGAAUGGAGAUGUCGAAGCUCCUCCAAGGACUACAUUCUUUGAAUCUGCUGGAGAUCUGCUCAACCCACCUCUGCCUUCACGCGAAUUUAUCCUCGACCCCGGAGCAAGACCAAGAACAAUCCAUCACGACCGAGUGUAUCACCCUCAAGAUAUUCCACCUCCUCCUGCCAAACGACAGCGAACAUUGAUGAUGAGACGGUCUUCAUCACGAGACGGUUCGCAACAAUCUGUCGUACCUAAAUCUCCAACGGAACCUGAGCCGGCCGAGUCGAGUCAUUCAACAUCAAUGGCACAACCGAGUGUUGGACCAAUGAAAAUUGAGGAGAAGAUAGCCAGGGCCUACCACAAAGAUCUUUCAUGGCGGAAGGUUCUGGUUCGUCUAGAGCCAGAUGCUCACAACAACAUGAUCGUCCGUCGUAUGUUUGCGAAUGCUUACGGGUGGCCUGUUGUUAAGCACGUGUGUGACACCCAUUUCGGGUACACUGCCAGCGCACAGACUCGUGACGAGGAUGAGGCUCCUGUUGAGCGUGCAAAAGCGGCGGACCAGGCAGUGCUGGCGACGGGCGAAGAAGUUCUGGGGCAGACAGAUCUUCCCGCGGAAGACUCCGAAAUUGGCAAGAUUGACAAACAUGAAUUAGAGCGGUCGCGCAGCGCGACUGAUAUUCCCGCGACAGCUGCCCUACCACCUGCAAUGGAUGGCGCGCAUGGGGAUAUGCAUAAACUCCAUGCACACUGGAAGAUUCGAGAAGAAGUUCAGCAACGUCCAGGCCGUACUGAUUCUGAGAUCCGUGAGUCUCGUGACGAUAUCUCUGAGCUCGUCAGCAAGGUCAGCGCCACUGGUGAGAAUGCGGGCACCUUCACCACACCUUCGAAUGCUACUGGCUUCUCCAACAUGAGUUCUAGUCGAGCAGCAUUGUCGAGGUUGGCCAGAUCUGACAGCUCGCGGUGGAGUGAUCGAUUUUUCGACGGUAGUGAUGAAGAUGAUCUCGAAGACGAAGACCCUACUCUCAUGGCAGAGAUUGAGAAGGCUAGGACCCGUGGCGAACUAGAUCGUGCGGAUAGCCACACCAGUAACAUGACAUCCCUAAGCGCGAAGAUUGCAGAUGUAUUGACGACCAGUCCGAGCUCUACGAAAAUGGUGUCUGCAAAAGGUGAUACGAAUACCCAGCCCUCAUCCUUCCUCAGUACCCGAGGCUCAAUAUCUCUGACCGCCGAGCCUGACGCCAUGUCUUCUGGAGUCAACACACCAACCCACUUGGCACACGAUCUUGCGGAAGAUUUGAAUCCUGGAUCACUUACUGCUUUCAGCAUUGGUACUGAUCGACUAGGCUUAGGACUAGGAGAAGAACGCGACGACAUGAUACGUACCAAUACCCGUGGCAGUGUAGACUCGAAACCACAAGGCAUUGGUAUUGAUGUUGCGGAGCAAGUAGGCCUCGUGCGGGGAAAGGAGAAGGAUGUUGAAUAA
Exophiala bonariae is the source of this 3762-nucleotide messenger RNA. RefSeq lists its product as uncharacterized. The record is from RefSeq and is a predicted model, not a curated record. NCBI's taxonomy places the organism in Eukaryota, Fungi, Ascomycota, Eurotiomycetes, Chaetothyriales, Herpotrichiellaceae. Gene Ontology annotation, molecular function: monoacylglycerol lipase activity. Bases 1 to 3762 code for a protein of 1253 amino acids. The transcript is spliced from 2 exons.